AUGGGCAAAGACCGGUAUUUUAUAGGCUUUCGGUCGACAGAGAGUCGCCGCCUUUUAGUUACCACUGGUUUUGUGGUCAAGGACGUUAGGGUUUUCCCCGUCCCGCUUGAUGAAGACAUCACUACUGUCUUCAUUAGGUUCCUUCCUCCCGAAAUGGACCUAAAGGCUGUUCGCCUGUUGAUGGGCCAAUUCGGAGCCGUAAAGACUGUGUCUAUGCAAAAGGUCCCGGGCCGCCCGCAUAUAGACACAGGAACGGUCAAGAUUUGUAUCGAGGUCAAGAAACCAAUCCCCAACAUCGUAUACUACGAGGGUGUGCCCCUGACCCUUGGAUACCGAGGUGUAGAGCGAAUCUGUCGACGCUGCCUCGAGCCAGGUCACGAGCAGAGGGACUGUAAGGCUAGCCUCUGCGAAAACUGCCAUAGCAGGUUUCAUGCUGCGAGGAAUUGUCCAAAGCCGUGCCGAGUCUGCACGGGGGACCAUAGCAUUCUGUCUUGUAGUGCAAAGGGCUCUGUUGAGGAAGCAGCUGCUUCCGACAACAUCGAGAUGGAGGUGUCCACGGAUGCCUCUGUCCCCGUCUCUUCUCCCGUCGACUUGCCGGAGGCCCAAGCUGCUCCAAUGGUUGUCGAAGAUACUGCCCCAGUCCCAGCUCCGCCUGUGGAAACUGGCAAUAGUAAUAAGGUAGAUGAUAAGAUAGAGGAAGACUGCUCUAAGCUAGAUAAUAGGGAGCGGUCAAUAAGUAGUGUUAGGACUAGAAGUAAGACUAGUCGUAAUCCCAAGGGGAGUAAAGGUGAAAGUAGUAGCGAUGAGUCCGCUGCUGCGGGAUCCGGAUCUGGGAGGGAAGGUAGGCCUAGUAAACGGGCCUGCCGCCAUAGACGUAAGAAUAGGAAGGCCAGGGCUGGCAAGUCCUCCGACCCAAGUACGGAGAAAUACUAACCCCCCAA
This is a messenger RNA of Centruroides sculpturatus (bark scorpion), 941 nucleotides long. RefSeq lists its product as uncharacterized. Gene Ontology annotation, molecular function: nucleic acid binding; zinc ion binding. Lineage: Eukaryota; Metazoa; Arthropoda; Arachnida; Scorpiones; Buthidae. Bases 1 to 933 code for a protein of 310 amino acids. The record is from RefSeq and is a predicted model, not a curated record. The transcript has a single exon.